AUGGCAAGCACACAAGUUGAAUCAAGAAAAGCGUCGUUCGAGCUACGUCCACUGCCGGCGGACUCGCCCGCCGAGUCGCCAGCACCAACACUCGAGCCCCCGACGCCAGCAACAGGCAGCUCGGACGCCCUCCCGACCACGGCGCGCGAGGUACCUUCACUCCCACCGGUCGACCGAGGUAUCGGCGCCUGGUCGUUCCUCGUGGCCGGCACGGUCGUCGAGACAAUCACCUGGGGCCUGCCGUACUCUGUCGGCGUGCUCCACGCGUACUGGGCGCACGAGAUGUUCCCAGGCAACGAGGGGACGAUCACGCUGGCCGCGACACUCCAGAACGGCAUGCUCUUCGCCGGUGCGGCGUUCUUCGGGCCCCUCCUCGCCGCGUUCCCAAAUCACGUCAAGAUGCUCCAGAUCGCCGGCCUCGUCGUCGCCGCGGUCGGGCUCAUCUCGUCGGCCUUCGCCUGGCACCUCGUCAUCACCCUCGGCUUCCUCUACCCCUGCGCCGGCGCGCUCUACCUCCCCUGCGUAUCCAUCAUCUACGAGUGGUUCCACGCCCGCCGCGGCCUCGCGACGGGGAUCAUGUUCUCUGGAGCAGCGGCGGGCGGCACGUUCUUCCCGCUGCUGGGCCACGCACUUCUCCAGCGCUUCGGGCACAAGGGCACCAUGCUGACCCUCGGCGCGAUCUUCGCCGUCGGUAACGGCGUCGCGCUGCUGUUCGUCAAGCACCGUGUACCCGUCGCCCGGGUCACUCGCGCGCGCCGCCCGCGCAUCGACUACAGCUUCUUGAAGCACCGUGCGAUCUGGGCCAUGAGCGGGUUUGUGGUGCUCACGGCCAUGGGCAACUUUAUCCCCUCGCUGUGGAUGCCAACUUUCGCCCAAGUCGUUGGUACCAAGAAGAUCGGCGGCACGGACCUCGUAUCACUGAUGUACGCCGCAUCGGUGGUAGGCAACCUGUCAAUCGGGUGGCUGUCAGACCGCUACCCGGCCGGAUGGGUGGUUUUCGGCGCGUGCGUCAUGUCGUCGCUGGCAACAUGGACGUUGUGGGGCUGGGGCGCGAGCGACGCGCUUCUGAUCAUGUUCUGCCUGGUCUGGGGCUUGACGGGGUUGAGCACCGCGUCCUCGUGGAGCCGGAUGAUCAGCUACAUCUCGCCAGAGGACGACCCGACCCUGCCUGGGUUGUUGUUCGCCAUGGAGACGGGCCUGCGCGGCGGCGGCAACUUCGCCUCUGGCCCGCUGUCGACCGCCCUGCUCAAGACGAGUGUGCUCAAAGGCGCCGCAGGGGUGUACGGCUCGACCAACUAUGGCGUGCUGCUGCUCUACACCGGGGCCGUGACGUUUGUCGGCGGGCUCAUCGCCGCCAUGUUCCCGAUCACGUCGCGGCGCCUACAAGCGACCACGUCUCGCGCACGCACGCCGCUCGAGGCCGCCGGCGGAGCGGCGGGCGAGAAUGCGAUCCCGCUCACCCCGCUAACGACAAGCAAGUCAACCGACGGCCCCGCACACGACCUGACAGCGCUCGCAAUCGCGCCAUACGACCCCGACCUGCUCGCCGCGGCCACAGGCGACCCCGAAUCCCCGCUCGACGCGACGCCCGCCCUCCCGCCCGUCGAUGGCGGGCGCCAGGCGUGGCUUUUCCUUGCCGGCGCGACGACGUGCGAGAUGAUCGUGUGGGGGCUGCCGUACUCCGUUGGCGUGCUGCACGCUUUCUGGGUCGCCGAGAUGUUCCCCGGCGAGGAGAGCACGGUCACGCUGGCUGCUACGCUGAUGAACGGGCUGUUGAUGGUCGGCGCGGGGUUCCUGGGGCCCAUCCUCGCCGCGCUCGCCCAUUACACCAAGUACAUCCAGAUCUUCGGCCUCGUCUGCGGCACGCUCGGCCUCGUCUCCACGGCGUUCGUGACGCAGGCAUGGCACCUCAUCAUCACGCUCGGCCUGCUGUACCCCCUCUGCGGGGCGCUCUACCUCCCCUGCGCGACGAUCCUGUACGAGUGGUUCCAUGCGCGCCGCGGCCUCGCCACGGGGAUCAUGUACUCUGGCGCCGCGGCGGGCGGGACGUUCUUCCCCCUUCUCGGACACGCACUGCUCAAGGGCGUAGGGUACAAGGCGACCAUGAUCACGCUCGGCGCAAUCUUCGGCGUGGCGAAUGGUAUCGCGAUCCUCUUCAUCCGCCGGCGCGUGCCCCUGCCUAAGCGUCAUGCGGGUGUCCGCACGCGCGUGUUCCCCAAGCUUGAUUGGGGGUUCCUGCGCCGGCGCGCGGUCUGGGCCAUGUGCGGGUGGGUGCUUGUCACGGCCAUGGCCAACUUCCUGCCCACGCUGUGGAUCCCGACCUUCGCCGAGGUCGUCGGCCCCACUCACCCUAGCGGAACGUCCCUCGUCGCGCUCAUGUACGGCGCCAGCAUCGCGGGCAACCUGCUCACGGGCCACCUGUCCGACCGGUUCCAAGUACGCUGGGUGGUCCUCGGCUCGUGCGUGUUUGCGGCCGUGUCGGCGUGUGCCUUGUGGGGCAUGGGCACGAAAGAUUCGCUGCUUGUCGCGUUCGCCGUCGUGUGGGGACUGACGGCGCUCGCAUCCGCGUCCGCGUGGUCCCAAAUGAUCAUCUACGUCAGCCAAGACGACAUGACCCUCCCUGGUCUCCUGUUCUCCAUCUUGACGAUGCUCCGCGGCGCGGGCAACUUCGCCUCUGGCCCCAUCUCCACUGCGCUCCUCAAGUCCGGCGCGGUGGCCGGCGCAAAAGGCGCCUAUACCACCAACUACGGCUCGAUGAUGCUGUACACUGGUGUCGUGACCUUUGCCGGCGGCCUCACGGCGCUCAUCUUCCCGAACACAUAGAACGCUUCUUCAUCGUAUCGACUACUACAUGGUGUACUACAGGG
Vanrija pseudolonga is the source of this 2867-nucleotide messenger RNA. RefSeq names its product MFS transporter asaE. The transcript is spliced from 9 exons. Lineage: Eukaryota; Fungi; Basidiomycota; Tremellomycetes; Trichosporonales; Trichosporonaceae. Bases 1 to 2823 code for a protein of 940 amino acids. Gene Ontology annotation, biological process: transmembrane transport. Gene Ontology annotation, molecular function: transmembrane transporter activity. The record is from RefSeq and is a predicted model, not a curated record. Gene Ontology annotation, cellular component: membrane.